AUGGAUCAAUGGCUUUUGACAUUGCUGCCUAGAUUUCAGGAAGCCUGUGAAGAAGACCUAGAGGAAGAGGAUGAGAUUGUGAAUCCAUGGGCUAGAGGGAUUUUGCAAUGGCCAUCCUCAAUUGGAGGAGCAACGUAUCAAAUUUUAGACAAACCCGUUUUGAGGUCAGCGCCAAGCCUAGCAACCGAUUCGGAUCGGUGUCGACAUACUUGGUUGCGCAGCAACCAAGGUGAAAGAUUCCAGAGAUAUGGACUGAGUCCAAAUGAACUGGAAGUCUACCUGCAUCCAGUGGAAGAAGAUGAGAGGAUAUUUGGAUUUGAUCCCAACUAUAGAAACAGAGACAUUAGGCUAUGGUUGGACAGUGAGGACACCAUGGGGAAAUGGAAAGCAGCUGACAUCUUGUACUCCUUCCCUGAGCAAUACAAGAUAUUAUUUGAAGCCACACCAAAGACAGACGAAAGAAGGUUCUACAGAGGCUAUUUUGCCCUGGAUAACAUUGAAUUCCUGGCUGCAAGUGAUUGUCAGGGACACUGCAAUUUUGAUGGCAGCUUCUGUUCAUGGUCAAAUUCCAGAGAUGACAACUUUGAUUGGUCGUUGGGAAGAGGAAGUGACAAUGACCAGACUGGGCCUAAAAGGGACAGAACAAGCACAGCAUUUGGAGGCAAAAAUGGUGGCUAUGCAUUCAUAGACACCUCUUACCCAAGGAGGCCAGGAGAUUUAGCUGUACUUGAAAGUGCUGGGUUCUCUAAAACCUCUGAAAAUGAACCACAUUGCAUGACCUUCUACACUCAUAUGCUGGGCAGUGGAAUUGGAGCCUUGAAUGUCUUUAUCAGACCAAGUGGACAAGAGAAAAGGUUGAUCUGGAAGGCUGAGGGACCAGAAGGAAAUACUUGGUACAAGGCUCAGGCCCCAAUAGCCUCAUCUGUUGAUUUCCAAAUUCUCAUGGAAGCGUCUGUUGGGAAGAACAACCUUGGAUUCAUUGCUGUGGAUGACAUCUCCUUCACUAAAAAUUCUUGCCCAAUUCUACCAAGCAAGGCCCAGGUGAAUGCAGGGGACUGUUCUUUUGACCGGGAUCUCUGCAACUACCGCAGAACAGAAGAUGGUGACAGGUUAGGCAACUGGCAAUUGGCCAUUGCUGGGGAAAGGUUGUUGCGCAAUAUGGCUGACCAUACUUAUAAUAACCCUGCUGGAGGCUAUGCCUACUUUGACAUAUAUGACACCAACCAGCGCAAAAUCAGGCUCAUCAGUCCUGUCAUUGAGCCUCCAAGGGAUGAAGAUGACAGGGCUUGUCUGGCUUUCUGGUUCCACCCAUUGGGUAGUGGAGACAGCACCACUUUGCAACUCAUGCAAAGAAUUGGGGACAGCAAUGAAGUUGUGGAAAAUGAUGAAAAAAUGACCCCA
Messenger RNA from Notodromas monacha, 1401 nucleotides. Lineage: Eukaryota; Metazoa; Arthropoda; Ostracoda; Podocopida; Cyprididae. The record is from the annotation of a GenBank genome assembly.